Molecule: messenger RNA, 3493 nt
Organism: Xylaria bambusicola
Lineage: Eukaryota; Fungi; Ascomycota; Sordariomycetes; Xylariales; Xylariaceae
Product: sulfate transporter family-domain-containing protein
Exons: 3
Coding region: 702-3326 (874 amino acids)
Biological process (GO): transmembrane transport
Cellular component (GO): membrane
Molecular function (GO): sulfate transmembrane transporter activity
Source: RefSeq, a predicted model, not a curated record
CUAGUCUCGUCAGUCCCUUCCCUUGGUGAUAACCAUCUCACUGUGCGUGAUUAAGUGAUGAUCUACUGUACGUGAUGAAGAGAUGGUUCAUGGCUCGCACAGUAACAGUGUAUGGUUCAGAGAAAUUGUUCAAGAGGAUGACAAUGCAGAAAUUUCGCUUCCAAUCCUCAUUCCGGUCAUUCAGCUGGUAUGAUGCUCAGCUGGAUAGGUCCGUCCAUAGGACCAGGGCCGGGUAAUGGCCGGGGAGGCAUGGGCCAGCUCAAACAUCACAGGUCUGAGGUCCCUAAGGCCCCAAGGGUACCACUUGAUACUGUGCUGUGGUUACAAAACCGUUGCCCGCCAAAUAAAUCUGCGAAUCGGAAUCGUGAUAUAUCAUUGAUUUACACCCUCGACACCCACUCAGCUUCGUGGCAGCCCUUUUUGAAUCCUUCUAACCAUAUGAUCAAUUUCGCUACAAUAUCUGCCUUACUCCGGCCCUUCAUCGCACCCCCAUCCUUGCCUUUUCUUCACCCCGCCGUGCUGUCUCGCUGCAUGGCCGUCGCCCACGUCCUGUCGAAGCGAAGUUAGAUAGUUUUGAUGCAUUGUUAGGCGAAUAUUAGGUUUGGUUACCCCCGGCGCCGGCCUAUUGACGGCAUUGAGAGAGAGCAUUGAGAGCACCUAGGUGUAGGUAGUAUUAGAUAAUCUACCUCGGUGGGUAGAGAAUGCCGGCACCACCGCCACCGGCCGGUGGCUCGCAGCCACCUUCACGGCCAAGACGAAGAACGACACAACCGCCGUCCUCGCCGUCCUCACCCUCGCUACCACACCACCACACUCCCUCGACCCCGAGCGGUCUGCGACAAAGCCGUACUGCCUCCUCUGACUCCGACCCUGAGACCAGCCCGACCGACCACGUCGAACAGGGUGGCGACGACUAUACCAACAACGAGAGCAAGCCUGCAUCUCCCUGUUUGCAACAAAUUCCCGAAUCUAGUAUACCUAGGUCCGACGACCAGCCAGGAGGCCUUUCGCUUCCCCAGACUCAAGACUCGACGGCGGCGACGACAACGACGACGACGACAACGGGUCUUGGGCUCAGUCACUCACCACCAAGUCUUCCUCAUCCAGACCCAAUUGCUCCCAACCCAGCACCCGAGAUCAAAACCUCCUCUGUGCUUUAUGACGAAUCAACAUCUCUCCUCCACAGCGAACGGGCUCACGAUGGUCCUUGCAACCAUGGUACAUUUUCUCCACGGGCAGUCAGUCCUCCCUUGCAACAUCUACAUGCCGAAUCAGAGAGAAAUUCAUUGCUGGGCUCGGAGGCGUCCGACGCCGUAAGCGAGAAUCAAUCAUCAACACCACGAAAACUCUGGAAGAGGGCUUUCUCCAGAGUGAUCAAGAAUAAAAAGAUGGCAACAUCGAGCGCCUUGGCCCAGCGGCACGGAAUAGAGUACUCUUGGUCCAUGUUCCUCUCGUACUACAUUCCGUGUCUAACGUGGAUGCGUCAAUAUCAGUGGUCGUGGCUGAUAGGCGACCUCACCGCUGCCAUCACCAUGGCCUCCAUGUAUCUACCCAUGGCCCUUUCUUACGCCGAGAACCUCGCCCACGUCGCCCCUAUCGGCGGCCUAUACGCUUUUGUCUUUCAACCCUUCCUCUAUGCGCUUCUAGGUAGCUGUCCCCAGAUGGUCGUUGGGCCAGAGGCCGCCGGCUCUCUGCUCAUCGGCUCGAUCGUCAAGGCCAACAUAGACGGUGGGAAAGGAGAAGAUGAUAAUGCCAUAUUGCACUCCAAGAUCGCCGGUGUCGCCGUGGGUCUAGCUGGUGCCUCCGUCUUCAUCAUGGGACUAGGUCGUUUUGGAUUCGUCGAUAACGUCCUCAGCCGUCCAUUCUUGCGUGGCUUCAUCUCGUCCAUUGGCGUUGUGAUAUUCAUAGACCAGCUGACGCCAGUUCUCGGUCUAAACAAACUGGCGGCUAGUUUACCCAACAUACCCCAUCACACUACUGUCGAUAAAUUUAUCUUCAUAGUCACACACCUUGGGCAAGGGCAUCGACUUUCAGGGAUCAUCGGCAUUGUGAGCUUCGUCAUCAUCAUGGUUCUUCGUGAAAUCAAGCGUAGGCUACAACCCCGGUAUCCCACCGUGGCGUACUUCCCGGACCGCCUCGUUGUUGUCGUUCUUUCUGCUUUCUUGGCUUACUUUCUUGACUGGGAAGGGAAGGGUGUUGAGAUUCUUGGCAAGGUUGAAGCCCCGUCUGGCCAUGUCUUCACUUUCCGUAAUCCCUUCCAGCUAUCUCACCUGCCUCACAUUCGGGAAGCCAUGGGCACUUCAUUUCUGAUCGGAAUGCUUGGCUUCUUCGAGUCCUCCGUUGCAGCCAAGAGUCUAGGCGAUACUGAUACCAUUGACGGCAUGCAGCUCAGUCCCAAUCGGGAGUUGAUUGCUUUGGGGACCGCAAACAUAGUUGGUGCGUGCUUCAUGGCUCUCCCUGCGUUUGGAGGCUACGGUAGGAGCAAGGUGAACAAAUCAACAGGGGGGAAAACUCCCAUGAGUUCGAUCUUUGUCAGUAUCAUCACUGUCGUCUGCAUUCUGUAUCUAUUGUCAUGGUUUUACUAUCUUCCGAAACCGGUUCUCUCUGCACUGAUCAUGGUUGUCGCCUAUUCUCUCAUUGAAGAGAUCCCCGAAGACUUGUUUUUCUUCGUGAAAAUCAGGGGCUGGAAGGAGCUGUCUCUUAUGUCUGUCAUAGUCCUCGUUACCGUGCUCUUCUCGCUUAAUCUUGGUAUUGCUAUUGGCAUAGGCCUGUCUCUACUAGAAGUCGUGCGCCAUGCCACUCGUCCUCGUAUUCAGAUCCUCGGCCGUGUGCCCAACAGCGACCGUUUCGCCAAUGCCGAGGAACACCCCGAACAAGUGGAGUUCAUCGAAGGCUGUUUGAUUGUGAAGAUUCCUGAGCCCCUGACAUUUGCCAACACAGGCGACUUGAAGAGCAGGCUACGACGCAUAGAACGCUAUGGCACGAACAUGGCACACCCAGCACUGCCGCGUUUGCGCCCCCAGCACAGCAACCGAAACAUCAUUUUCGACAUCCAUGGCGUCACAUCGAUGGAUGGCUCAGGUACACAGGUAUUGGAGGAGAUCGUGCGCAAGUACCGGCAGCAAGGCGUUAGGGUGUUCUUCAGCCGGGCGCCGAGUCGCAACCACAAGGUGUGGAAGCUUCUCGAGUGGAGCGGCAUUGUCGCGCUCGUUGGAGGCGAACACCUCUUCGUCGAUGAUAUUCAAGAUGCCUUGCGUAUGGCUGAGUCGGCGCACAUAGAUGCGCCUGGGCGCGAGGCUGACUGCGGUGCAACCUUGGUCGCAUAAACGCGGCUCUCCAAGGAAAAAAAAGUUAUAUUAUGUGAAUUAUACCCCCCAUAGCGCGCAUAGAAUCGGUCUUUGAGAUAUGGUACAACAAAAAUUAUAGCAGCGUUAAUAGAUAAAACAUGCCUUGCGAGGGUUAUCAGGUGUAUAAUAUGUGGAGUAUUUAAAUU